UUUACAAACGAUUAUCGAAGUUUAAUAACUUUUAAUUAACGAACUUACGAUUUACAAAAUUAACCUGUGUAACCUAUGUUGACGACUGUAAAGUGAUUUUAACAUGGGUACAUGAAAAUAAAGGUUAAAGUGAAGGCCUGGUAUACUUUGUACUAUGUUUUUAUACUUAUAACAAACACUAUGCUACACAGCAGUAUAAAGAGAUGGGAGCAAGCACACACAUAUUUCUUGAAGAUAUUGAUAUCAUUCCCGACGUCCACAAAUUAUGCAGAUUAUGUCUCUGUAAGACAGAAGACAGUCUACCAAUUUACACAGACUCUAAACCAGAAACCUGUCCUAAUAUAGCAUUGCGGAUAUUGAUAUGUGUGGGGAUUGAGGUCUCAAUAGACGAUUGUCUGCCUAAUAAGUUGUGUAAGCAGUGCUACCAAGAAAUUGAAAGGUGCUAUAUAUUUCGGAAAAAAUGUGAAGACACCAACAAAAGGCUACAAUUACAUGCGGAAGCUGUGAGGGUCAAUAAAAAAAUAUUAGAGAACCAAAAUGUUGUUAAAACAUGUAAAUCGAAACAAAAAAACAUAAAAAAAGAAAAUGAUUCAUUAUUAGUUAGGAAAGAAACAAAAUUUGUGAAAACCUAUGCUAAUAGGUUAGCAAAAAAUAAAAAUAAUGGCAACUUGCACAGAGAUACAAAAGAAGAGAUACAAGAAAGUACAUCAAAAGUUGAGUCAGAAAUAGUGGAGCCUAGUUUUGAAGCAUUUUUAACAACAGUUCUUUUGCAACUCGGUGUAGUUGAAGCAAAAGAUGAAAAGAUGAUAUUACAGAACCCUAAUGUUAAGGCAUUAGAAAUUGAGACUGACAGUGGAAAGCUAUUGGUGGAGCUCACUGAGGAAGAUGAUCAGGAUAGUAAACAGAACAAUUUAAGUAACAAUAAUAUUAAUAUCAGUAAUAAUGUUAAUAACUGUAUUCAAACUUCAGAAGAAAGUGUUUCAAUAAAUUUGGAACAAGAUGUCAAUGGAGAUAAUGUUUGCAGAGCAGUGUCGGAGGUGGGUCAGAGGGUGUGGUGUGAGACAUGUGGCAAGCGGUUCACGUCCCGCAGUGCACUGCGGAGACACGAGCGCGUGCACUCGGGGGAGCGCCCCCACGCCUGCCGUAUCUGUCGGAGAGCCUUCGCACAACGCUCCGUCAUGCUGCGCCACGAGCUCGUCCACAGAGGUACUUGCCACCAUUGUAUUGUCACAUUAAUCUUUCUACAUUAUAAGAACAACUGUAGUAAUAUCUGUGCAAGUAUUUGCAGUACUUUCUAAUAUAUUAAUGUCUUUGGAUGAUUGUUUGAAACAUAAUGAUGUAAGUGUGCAAUGUGUGU
Molecule: messenger RNA, 1357 nt
Organism: Papilio machaon (common yellow swallowtail)
Lineage: Eukaryota; Metazoa; Arthropoda; Insecta; Lepidoptera; Papilionidae
Product: zinc finger protein 729-like
Exons: 5
Coding region: 204-1298 (364 amino acids)
Biological process (GO): regulation of transcription by RNA polymerase II
Cellular component (GO): chromosome; nucleus
Molecular function (GO): RNA polymerase II cis-regulatory region sequence-specific DNA binding; DNA-binding transcription factor activity, RNA polymerase II-specific; zinc ion binding
Source: RefSeq, a predicted model, not a curated record